Prunus persica (peach) is the source of this 2343-nucleotide messenger RNA. RefSeq lists its product as uncharacterized. The record is from RefSeq and is a predicted model, not a curated record. The transcript has 3 exons. Gene Ontology annotation, molecular function: zinc ion binding; nucleic acid binding; ubiquitin conjugating enzyme binding. Gene Ontology annotation, biological process: ubiquitin-dependent protein catabolic process; positive regulation of proteasomal ubiquitin-dependent protein catabolic process; protein polyubiquitination. NCBI's taxonomy places the organism in Eukaryota, Viridiplantae, Streptophyta, Magnoliopsida, Rosales, Rosaceae. Gene Ontology annotation, cellular component: cytoplasm; ubiquitin ligase complex. Bases 353 to 2026 code for a protein of 557 amino acids.
CUUCUUCACAUGUGUGUUUGGUUUGGAAAUUUUCCAAGAGAUAUUUUAGGUUUUUUUUUUUUUGGUCAAUGAUAUUUGACGUAAGUUACAUUGGGAUUUAUAUGGUGUUGAGAUCCCUCCUUUAUAAUGUUUUGUUUCUUUUGACUAAAAAAUAAAUAAAAUUCCCUCUGUUUGAAAAGUGCUGCUUUAUGGUCAAAAUUCGUCAAGGUAAAUUCAGAAGACACGUGGCUGAAAUCUGCAGACUCUCAUCAAUUUCCAAAACCUUCUGUUUCCUUGGUCUCUUCCUUCUCUGACAAGUCUCCACUCCUUUUCGUAGGCUUUCGCGAAGCAUUUUUAUUCACCACUUUAUCUCAUGGAUGAUCGUACUGACCCAGACGACCUCGACACCAUUCUCUCCGAGCAACGCAGAGACCUUAUGGCCGCCAAAACCCUAGACUCCGACCUGGACAUGGCCUUCAAGCUCCAAAUGCAGGAGGCCAUGGCCGCCUCUCUCGCUCUCAAUCCCUCGUUGGCCUCGGGUUCGAGUUCGCGCAACUCUCCGCCUCCUUCGCCGCCUCACGACGCCUUGAACGACGCCAUUUUAGACCUCGCCGCCGCGCUUAUGCUCGAGGACGUCGAGCGAUUCGCGCAGGAGUGGGAGGACCACGAGCGCACCGUUUCGGAGAUGAUGAAGAUGAAGGAAGAUCUCAACCGUCGAAUUCACGAUCAGAAGUUCGCCGCCGACCUCCGCGACGUGCCUGAGGACUACUGGGACAAGCACGGCGACUAUUACGAGCGUCCGUACUGUGCGGACGAAUCGUCUUCGUCAUCGUCGACUAAAGCUGCAGCGGUGGAGACUGAGAAUUUGAGGUUGUAUUGCAAAGGUUUGGUGAGCGAGGAGAGGGUUAGGGAUAUGAAGGUGGUGGUGGCUGGGGUUGGUAUCGCGAUUUGUGACCCGAGAGACAAUCUGAUAUUCGAGGCGAGGAAGAAUCUGGAGGCGGUGGUUGAUGGUGUGGUGCUGAGCAAUGAGGCUUCGGAGCUUGAGGCCAUCAUUGAGGGGCUUAACAAAGCUCUCACCAUGGACUUGAAAUCUGUGACCUUUUACUGUGAUGACUACAUGCUUUACCAAUAUGUCACAAACAGAGUGCGUCCUGGAAACAGCAAGGUUGCAACAUUAGUCAAUCAAGUGGCUCUUCUACAAAGAAAAUUUGAAUAUUGCAGCCCUUCUCUUGUAGCACAUACUGACAUUAAGUUUGCACUUAAAGUUGCAAGAGAGGCUAUAGUUUCUCAGAUCACCUGGCGUGCAGACUCUAGCAAUGGAAAGAGUUUGAAGGAGACUUGUGUAAUUUGCUUUGAAGAAACUGAUGUUGCAGAAAUUUUUUCAAUCGAUGGCUGUCUACACAGGUAUUGCUGUUCUUGUAUGAAACAGCAUGUGGAAGUAAAGUUUCUUAAUGGGAUGGGGGCAGAGUGCCCUCAUGAAGGCUGUAAAAAUGAGGUGAAUAUUGAUAGCUGUGCAGAAUUCUUGGCACCUAAACUAGUUGAGGCCAUAAGCCAAAGAAUCAAGGAAUUUUCUAUUCCGGUUACAGACAAAGUUUAUUGCCCAAAUCCCAGGUGUUCUGCAUUAAUGUCUAAAAAGGAGGUCUUAGAAUAUACCAAAACUACUUUUGUCCAUGCUGAGCAAACUGGAGCCAGGAGAUGCAUGAAAUGUCAUUACUAUUUUUGUAUCAAUUGCAAGGUCCCUUGGCACUUCAAUAUGACCUGCUAUGAUUAUAAAAGAUCACAUCCCUAUCCCCACCCAGAAGACCAAUUGCUCAACUCGCUGGCUACAAAGAAACUCUGGCGUCAGUGCGUAAAGUGCAGCCAUAUGGUUGAACUUGCCGAAGGUUGUUAUCACAUAACUUGCAGAUGUGGUUAUGAGUUUUGUUAUACUUGUGGAGCUGAGUGGAAGAACAAGAAAGCAACAUGUUCCUGCCGAAUCUGGGAUGAGCGUAACAUUAUACGCGAACAGCCACAACAAGCACAGCCCAUUAUACGCGAACAGCCAUGACAGGCACAGCCCAUUAUACGCGAACAGCCACGACAGGCACAGCCCAUUAUACGCGAACAGUCACGACAAGUACGACGAUGACAAUGAUCGGGAUUACCAAGACUCUUGUUAGACUACAACUAAAGAUUUAGGCUAUUAGUGUGAUCUUUUGCGUUUUGCUUUCCUUUGUUUUCUUUGUUAUGAAAAAAAAGGUGAAGGGUGUUUAAGGACCACAAUGUCAGAUGCUAAGCUAAAAUAUUGCCCAGCUUUUUGUUAACUUUUGGCACAUUAGUUUUGCAUUCCUCUUAUAUUUUUCAAGGGUAUCCCCCUUGACACCA